CGUCAAAUUUCUACCACUAGACCAUACUCUCUGUACCAAAUUUCACAACUUUUUUCUCCCCAUCACUGUUCUCUGGACCAAGCAGCUGGAUUUAGGGUUUCCUCUUUUCUCUUCGAACUCAGGUAUCCCUUUGUCUCACCUGGCAUCACUUUUCAGAAUGGUCGCUCUUUGUGUUGGUGUCGAUGGUGUUGGGGAUUUAGUCUGAAGAGAAUAGACAACUGGAAGGGAUUAUUCUUGACCUCAACUGAUAUUCUUCAUUUUCUUUCUGAAAAAAAUGGAGGAUGAAAAUGGACUUGAGCUUAGCUUGGGUCUAUCUUGUGGUGGAUCAUCUGCCAAAUUCAAGGGUAAAAGUGGUGCUCCCUCGAAUACUAAAGCAGAAGAAGGUGAUAGAAGCACCAAACUAGUGGAUGAUUUUAAGGACUUUCUUCAUGGUGGGGCUCAGAAACAAGACUCAAGUAGUAGCUCUCAAAGAAGUGAUUCAGUGAAACCUAAGGAAAACUUCUUUAAUGACCUUUCCAAGGCCAAUGUUGAUGCAGAUGCGUCAAUCAACUUGAACGGGAGAGGAGUCUGGGUUGCCAACAAUAACAAGUCUGAUGAAUUAGAAGAGGAAAAACGGUCAGAGGCUGGAAACAAACGCAAGAGUUUGUUCGACGAGAUGAACCAUCAAAAGAAGCAUGAGAGAGAAACUCAUUACACUGAUGUGCAUGACAAGACGAGAACAUCACACAUUUCCAUAACAGAGGAUGGCUCAACUGCUGAAAAUGAAGACGUGGCAGAUUCUGAAGUGGAGGGUUCAUCCUCAGUGCUGAUUUCCCAACAUGAUGAGGGAUCUAAGCGAUUUGUUGGAUCCGGUGACUCUUCCGAAGCUCAGAAGGAGGUUCGCCGGUUUGCUGAAUCAAGUGUUGUGGACCUAAAUGGGCAGAAGAGGUUUAAUAUUUCAGCUGAAAAUAAGCUUGGGAACAUGGCAUAUGGCAGUCCAUUCUCAGUGCAAUCAGUAAACAUGAUGAACAUGCCUUACUCUCUUCCUAUGAAGGAGUCUAGCUCUGUUGGUGCCACCAGCACAUCGGGUCAUCCGAUGCAUGGAAUGAUGCAGGUGAUGCCUACUGUGACUAGUGAGCGAUCAGGGACUCAACCUGUGAAUCCUGGAAACUUGCCAGUUUUGUUUGGCUAUUCACCAGUCCAGCUCCCAAUGUUGGAUAAGGAUAAUUCUUGGGGUUUGGUUCCUCACACUCAACAAUUCCAUCCUUCCUAUGCUGGCAGAAAUCCACCAAACUCAGCUGGGAUGCAAGUAAUUUCACAUAAUUCAUCUGAUGUAGCACAAUAUGAUGGGAGGAUGUUAGAACGUGGCAGAGGCGAUGGCAAACAGAAUGUCACUGAAGAGGGCUCCUCUUCUCAGGCAGAAGAAGACAUGAAAGUAAACAGCACGAACCUCAGGAUAAAAGAUGCACCUGACCCCUCAACGGCAGAGGACUUCUCUCUUGAUUUUUCAGCUAUAAAACCAGGUAUUGCUGCAGACAUAAAAUUUGGGGGAUCUGGUUCCCGCCCAAAUCUGCCAUGGGUUUCUACCAAAGGUCCAGGCCCAAACGGUAGGACAAUUUCUGGCGUUACUUACAGAUAUGGGGCAAACCAAAUCAGGAUAGUUUGUGCUUGCCAUAGUUUGCACAUGUCCCCCGAAGAGUUUGUUCGUCAUGCAAGCGAAGAACCUUCUAAUCCCGAAAGUGGCACUGGUAUGGCGACGUUUCCAAAUGGCAAUCCUGCGGCCUCUGCUCAGAGCUGAUUCUGUACCAUGUGUGCGGUAUGUUUAACCAAACUAAUAAAUAUCAAUACAUGGUCAGGAAAACCUGGCGACGUUUCGGUAUCUUUAACUUAUCUCUGUACUUGUGUAGUGUAGCCUCCUCCUAUCAGUUCCCUCAUCUGCUGGAAUCUAAUAUUUGCAGGUAUAUGUAAUAAUAUUCCAUCAUUAUUCCAUUGUGAUAUUUAAGGCAAAAUAUUUCAGUUCUACCCUAGUAGUUCUUGAGCAAGGUGUCUUUACUUAUAAAUUCCGUUUAAACUUGAAGACAAUCUUUACAACAAUUCAUGGAAUUUCUGAGUUUUAA
This is a messenger RNA of Prunus dulcis (almond), 2096 nucleotides long. RefSeq names its product ninja-family protein mc410. Lineage: Eukaryota; Viridiplantae; Streptophyta; Magnoliopsida; Rosales; Rosaceae. The record is from RefSeq and is a predicted model, not a curated record. The coding region runs from base 275 to 1777 and encodes 500 amino acids. Gene Ontology annotation, biological process: negative regulation of DNA-templated transcription; jasmonic acid mediated signaling pathway. Gene Ontology annotation, cellular component: nucleus. The transcript has 3 exons.